Molecule: messenger RNA, 2466 nt
Organism: Effrenium voratum
Lineage: Eukaryota; Dinophyceae; Suessiales; Symbiodiniaceae
Source: the annotation of a GenBank genome assembly
AUGACGGGAAGCAUGAAGAAGAAGAGGCGGGCAGAAGCACAGGCGGAUGUUGCUGCCGAUGGCGGUGACGGACAAGACGUGGAAAACCAGUCCGGAGGCUCGGAGCCUCCGGCAAAGAAGGGCAAGUACAGGAAAGAGAAGCCUUGGGACCACGAAGGCAUCGAUCAUUGGAAGCCCGUGACGAUGGCCAAAGAGGACGCGCCAUCCGGCCUACUCUUGGAGGAGAGCUCCUUUGCCACCCUUUUCCCGCAGUACCGGGAGCAGUAUUUGAAGCAAGUCUGGCCUGAUGUCAAGAGGUUGCUCGCCGAGCACGAGCUUGUGGGUGAGCUCAACUUGAUCGAGGGCUCCAUGACGGUCAAGACGACCAAGAAGACUUGGGACCCCUUCAUCAUCAUGAAGGCCAGGGACAUGAUCAAGCUCCUGGCGAGAAGUGUGCCGUUUCCACAAGCCCAGAAGGUCUUGGAGGACGAGGUCUACUGUGACAUCAUGAAAAUCGGAGGACUGGUGCGGUCAAAGGAGCGCUUCGUGAAGCGGCGGCAGCGGCUGGUGGGGCCGAACGGCUCAACCCUGAAGGCGAUCGAACUCCUGAGCCAGUGCUACGUCCUGGUCCAGGGCCAGACGGUGUCCAUGAUGGGAUCGGUGAAGGGCAUCAAGCAGGUGCGCCGCAUAGUGGAAGACUGCUUCAAAAACAUCCAUCCGAUUUAUCACAUCAAGGAGCUCAUGAUCCGCCGCGAGCUGGAGAAGGACCCCGAGCUGAAGAAUGAGAACUGGGAUCGCUUCCUGCCGCACUUCAAGAAGCGCAACGUCCAGCGCAAGAAGGCGAAGGCCAAGAAGGGCAAGAAGAAGAGCAAGGACGUGUUUCCGCCUCAGCCUAUGCCUCGGAAAGAGGACCUGCAAAUGGAGUCCGGCGAGUAUUUUCUCAAUGAAAAGGAGAAGCAGCUUAGACAACGAAUCGCCAAGCGUGAGGCUCAACAAGCAAAGACUGCUGAGAAGCGGCGGGAGCGUGCAAAGGAGUUUGACCCGCCACCAGUCAAAGCCAAGCAAAAGGCAGAGACAAAGCAAGAGACCGCAAAGGAGAUGGCCCAACGUUUGGCCAAGAAGUCCAAGGCCAGGUUGGAAGCCGCCGGAAGCCACAGCGCAUUCAAUUUCCAGGAUGGCAAGGUGUUGGCCUUGGCAGCCGUGGCAUUUUGCGCCUACCUGCUGGAUUUUCGCAGGUCCGCUCUGAGCUUCAUCGCCCCGUGCAUUUUGCCGCGUGCGCAAGUGCGAGGAGAAUAUGUGACAGGUUCUUCCGCAUCUAGCAGCGCUGCCGGUGGUGGUUCUCAGGCGUUCCUUGCCGCUGGCCUGACCCUCGCGGCGUGUUGCCGGGCUUCGCGACUCCGGCGGCGUGCGAAAGAGGACGCCGAGGCGAAGCCCGCCUUUGAGCCAGCGGCAAAAUCGGCGGCCGAGAAGGCCUCUGAGGAAGCGCUGGAAGAACUGGAUCGCAAGAGGAUUGACCUUGCAGAGGCCGGCGAUUAUGCGGCAGCUGCUCGCAUCAGGGACCAGCUGUCUUCAGCCCAGCUGGAUGAUGAGGGAAAUGUCCUGCAGGCCAACGUCGAGUUUUAUGCGGCCUUUUCUCAAAGAAAUUUGGAUCGCAUGAAGGCCUGCUGGCUGAAGUCUUCUAGUACGCAGUGUGUACAUCCUUACGACAAGUCGGCUUUCAUUUUCAACGGGUACUCAGACAUUUGUAACUCGUUCCAACGACUCUUCGAGGAGUCCAAAACCAAGAACCGCGUCGUCCCGGAGCAGGUCAAGGUGAGCCUACGGGGUGCCACGGCUGUGAUCACUUGCCAAGAGCAGGUCCUCAACAAGCAGAUGAGGUUGAGCACGCUGGUGGCAACGCACAUCUUCAGGAAGGGCCCACGUGGCAAGUGGCUUUUGACGCACCGGCACGUAAGCAGGCAGCCGCAAGGAGAGGCUUUGGCAGUCGCCGGGGAGAACCUGGCACAGGAUGCGCGGCUUCAGCAGCUCAUGCGGGCUGCGCAAAGUUUGGGCGGCUCCCCGCAGUUCGUCUUCAAGGCGGCCGAGGAUGACAGCCCCUUCGGCAUCGCCGGCACGUUGAUCCCGAGCGAGGAGGAAGAGGACGCAGAUUUGGAGGAUGAGGACACCGAGGAUUUGGAGGAUGAAAUCUAUGUGGACGAGGACGAGGAGGCAGAGGAUUCCCGCGACGCCGUGCGAGGGCUCAGGAGGCUGGAGCUGGACGGGCGGCUGGGGAGGAAGGACAAACUGCACCUGCUGGCGGAGAUGCUGGAGAAUCCAGGUGAUUCCAUGGUGGAGAGGGCAUAUGCCUUGCUGAUCCGCGAGGUCCCAGAGGAAGAGGAGGAGUCCGCCUGGGAGGAUUUCGCGGAUCUCAUACGUCUUCAGGUGUCGAAGCUUCAAGCCAGAAGGCCGAAGAGGAAGGAGAGCAAAGACAAGGGUGAGAAGAAGUGA